AUAUCACAGAAGAGAACCAUGAGAAAACACUGUGCUCUCAAACAUGGAAUACUCAAGGAAUUCCUGGCAGAAUUCCUGGGAACUUUUAUCUUGGUUUUGUUCGGCUGUGGAUCAGUGGCUCAAACCGUCCUCAGCAGAAACACCUUGGGUGAAGCUCUCACCGUCCACAUCGGGUUCUCCGUAGGACUGACCAUGGCAGUGUAUGUGGCCGGCGGAGUGUCAGGCGGACACGUAAACCCUGCUGUCUCUCUGGCCAUGGUGAUUCUGGGCAAACUGAAGAUCUGGAAGUUUCCAUUCUACAUCAUUGCUCAGUUUCUUGGUGCCUUUUCAGGAGCUGCUGCGGUUUUUGGAUUAUACUAUGAUGCGUUCAUGGACUUCACCAGUGGAAUUCUGUCAGUGACAGGAAUCAAUGCCACAGGUCACAUUUUUGCCUCGUACCCCGCCAGACACCUGUCAGUGCUGGGGGGCUUCAUCGACCAGGUGGUGGGCACAGGGAUGCUGGUUCUGUGUAUCCUGGCCAUCAUAGACGGCGGAAACAUCGGAGCUCCUAAAGGCGUGGAGCCUCUGGCCAUCGGCCUGAUUAUCAUGGCUAUCGGCGUGUCCAUGGGGCUGAACUGUGGUUACCCUCUGAACCCUGCCAGAGACCUGGGACCACGGCUGUUCACAGCUGUGGCUGGAUGGGGGAUGGAGGUGUUUAGCACUGGAGAUUACUGGUGGUGGAUCCCUGUGGCGGGGCCCAUGGUGGGAGGAGUGCUCGCUGCUGUCAUCUACUACCUGCUCAUUGAACUGCACCACCCACGUGACGAUAGGGAGAGGCCCCACGGUGAGGAGGUGGAGGAGGAGUUGGAGGAUGAAGACGAAGAGGAGGAUGAGGACAUGAGUCUGAAGGACAAAUACGAGAUGAUCACCAUGAGUUAA
Messenger RNA from Cynoglossus semilaevis (tongue sole), 918 nucleotides. It is a transcript of the gene aqp9a, whose product is annotated as aquaporin 9a. Bases 19 to 918 code for a protein of 299 amino acids. Gene Ontology annotation, molecular function: urea transmembrane transporter activity; water channel activity; glycerol channel activity. Gene Ontology annotation, cellular component: basolateral plasma membrane; plasma membrane. The record is from RefSeq and is a predicted model, not a curated record. The transcript is spliced from 6 exons. Gene Ontology annotation, biological process: glycerol transmembrane transport; water transport. Lineage: Eukaryota; Metazoa; Chordata; Actinopteri; Pleuronectiformes; Cynoglossidae.